This is a messenger RNA of Saccostrea cuccullata (small rock oyster), 665 nucleotides long. Its product is annotated as perlucin-like protein. Lineage: Eukaryota; Metazoa; Mollusca; Bivalvia; Ostreida; Ostreidae. The transcript is spliced from 5 exons. The record is from RefSeq and is a predicted model, not a curated record. The coding region runs from base 72 to 599 and encodes 175 amino acids. Gene Ontology annotation, molecular function: signaling receptor activity.
UGUGAACUUGUCACAUUUUCUAGAUAAGUAACGAGCAGUCCCGUCACGAUUUCCAGGGCAUUCUACACAACAUGGCGUCCAUCUCAGCAUCUCUGAUUGUCUCCAUAGUGGUUUUAGUAAUAGUUGAAUCUAAAUGCCCCUUGGAUUGGGUAGCAUAUGAUUCCAACUGUAUCCAGUUCACAAAAACACAGCACACGUGGACAGAUGCAGCCAAUGCGUGUCGCAAUAUGGGCGCUCAUUUAGUGACUGUUGAUACAGAAGCGAAAGAUAAUUUUAUUAAACAGUUCCUCAACGUUUUUGCAAGUGAGAAGCUGACCCACUGGUGGAUUGGUGGGAGUGACUUUGCCGUGGAGGGAACCUGGCAGUGGAUAGCGGGAGGAACAGUGGGAUCCUACAAUGGGUGGGGCCCAGGACAGCCGGACGGUAACAACACAGCUAACUGUAUGUCCUACAAGUUCUUCAACCACACCAUCAUCGGCUGGUCUGAUGACGUAUGUGCCCCCCAUACUCACCACGGGCACCACGCCCACAAUCUGCCCGGAUACAUCUGUGAAAAACCACUAUCAGCGUUUGCCUCCGCUUCUGGUAUAGUGGGAUAAUCUGUAUAUAUGUAGAAUAAGCAGAUCUUGUCAGUCUUAUAUUAAAUCACAAUCAACACACUUACU